Molecule: messenger RNA, 2324 nt
Organism: Capra hircus (goat)
Lineage: Eukaryota; Metazoa; Chordata; Mammalia; Artiodactyla; Bovidae
Gene: WDR86
Product: WD repeat domain 86
Exons: 6
Coding region: 901-1797 (298 amino acids)
Molecular function (GO): protein binding
Source: RefSeq, a predicted model, not a curated record
CCCGCCCCCCGCGGAGCCGGCGCCGGAACUGCCUAAGGGGAACCGGCAGACCGGCGCUGCAGGGGGCUGCGGCCGGCCGGGGUUGCCGCGGGGACGUGGGAUCCCGGCCGAGACCUCCGGGGGGCCUUCAGAGGCUGCCGAUCGAUCCUGGGGGCGCUGGGCACUCCUCGUCCCCCUGCAGGACUUCUUAGGAUUCGGAAUUUGCACGCGAUUCCCCAGUUAAGGCGGACUAAGGGCGCUCUCCAAGGAGGACGGACCCCAGAUCCCCCAAGAGUGCCUCUGCAGGGUCCUUAGGGUCCUCGAGGAGCCUGGAGGGAGCCAACUUGCCGCGGGCCUGAGCGAGCUCCCCGCGUGUGCGUCUCCCCAACCUCGACCCUGCAGUCCACCCUGUUCUCCUCCUCGUUGUCCCGGCCUUUGGUCCCGGCGAGGGCGGCGAGGGCUGGCGCCCCGAGGCGCGGGCCGGGCAGCCGGGACGAUCGCACGCGAGCCGCGGCGUCCCGGGAAGCAGGCGCAGGGACCGCGGGCUAAGGUCGGUCCUGAGAGAUCGGGAGCGGCGGCCGGGGUGGGUGCUGCGGGAGGGCAUGCCUGAGAAGUGGGAGGGGACAGGUUGAGGGGUGGUCUCUGAGGAGGAGCCUGGCUGGACUGUAUUGUUCGCCACUCGGCCGCCCGGAGCGCGCGGCGCUGGCCGAGGAGGACGCGCGGGGCGCUUCUCUCCCCGGGUUCACCGGUCCCCGGCACCCCGCGCUCUCCAGCGCGCCCCGAGACAACCGUGCGCAGGAGCCGGGAGCCGAAGGCCCCGCGAUGGCCUCGGGACGCAGCCGCAGGGAACCGCCGCGAAGACACCGAGGGGCCCCUCCCUAGCGGCGCGCAGCCUCCUCUGAGGGCCCCCCCACCCGCGGGAUGGGGGGCGGAGGGUCUGCUCUGAGGGUCUGCGCCGACCACCGCGGGGGCAUCAACUGGCUCAGCCUGAGCCCCGACGGACAGCGCCUGCUGACGGGCAGCGAGGACGGCACGGCCCGGCUCUGGAGCACCGCGGACGGCACGUGCUGCGCCCUCCUGCAAGGACACGAGAGUUACGUGACCUUCUGCCAGCUGGAGGACGAGGCCGCCUUCACCUGCAGCGCUGACUGCACCAUCAGGAAGUGGGAUGUGCUGACCGGGCAGUGUCUGCAGGUGUUCCGGGGACACACGUCCAUCGUGAACAGGAUCCUGGUCGCUGACAACCAGCUCUUCAGCAGCUCCUACGACCGGACGGCCCGUGCCUGGAGCGUGGACAGGGGGCAGGUGGCCCGGGAGUUCCGGGGUCACCGCAACUGUGUGCUGACCUUGGCCUACGCCGGGGCCCCCUGCGUGGAGGAGGCAGUGGCCGGGGGCCUCCUGGUGACAGGCAGCACAGACAGCACGGCCAAGGUGUGGCAGGUGGCCAGCGGCUGCUGCCACCAGACGCUGCGGGGCCACACGGGCGCCGUGCUCUGUCUGGUGCUGGACGUGCCGGGCCGCACAGCCUUCACGGGCAGCACGGAUGCCACCGUCCGCGCCUGGGACAUCCUGAGCGGCCAGCAGCUGCGCGUGUUCCGGGAGCACCAGGGCUCCGUCAUCUGUCUGGAGCUGGUAAACCGGCACGUGUACUCGGGCAGCGCCGACAGGACGGUCAAGUGCUGGCUGGCAGACACCGGCGAGCGCGUGCGCACGUUCACGGCCCACAGACACAGUGUGAGCGCCCUCAAGUACCACGCGGGCACCUGGGGGACUUCGUGGUUCAAGAGAGCUGCUGGUGUGCCAGCCAUCAUGUUUUAGGCAAGCGGGAAGAAGAGGAGGAAAGGGCAAAAUGUCUUCUAGAUGAGUAGACCCCUUUAAAGAUCUUUUCUGGAAGUCCCACCCAGAGACUUCGGCAUACAUCUCUCCGACUACUGCCUAUAAAAGAGACGGAACAAUAAAACCUCUUACCGGGGAUACUGCUGCCAGGACGAAUCAGAGUUAUUCUGGAAGGAAAGAAGGGUAGAGUGGCUUCCUGGGGAGUCAGCAAGCACUCUGUCCCGCAGAUCUCAGACUCUCACAUCUGGGCUUUCCUGGCUCUCUCCAAGUGGCUUGCCAUGUUUACAGCCCAGACACACCCAGAAGACAGGCACUGUGCCGGGAAACCAGAACGCACAACCUGACCACUCCUAGAUGGGAGUGGGGCCCCACGUUCCUGACAUUUCUUUCCUAAAACGAUCCCCAGUGUUAUAUUUUUCCAUCAGCACCCUUUUUCCAGUUAUUCUCUCUCCCUCUCUCCCUCUCUCUCUCUCCCUCUCUCUCUCCCUCUCUCUCUUUCUCUCUCUCUC